GAGGGGCCGGGCGGGGGGCUGGCGGCAGCGGCGGAUGGACUCGCGGGUAUCGGAGCUGUUCGGCGGCUGCUGCCGGCCCGGAGGGGGCCCGGCCGUGGGCGGAACCCUCAAGGCUAGGGGGGCCGGCAGCAGCAGCGGCUGCGGGGGGCCAAAGGGAAAGAAGAAGAACGGAAGGAACAGAGGGGGCAAAGCCAACAACCCCCCGUACCUGCCCCCCGAGGGAGAAGGGGAGUACCCGGGAAAAGAGCAAUAUGUUCCACACGGACACACACACAGUACUCGGGAAAAGAGCAGCUGAAGAUGGAAACAUUGAAUAUAAAUUGAAGCUGGUGAAUCCAUCCCAGUACCGCUUUGAGCACCUGGUGACACAAAUGAAGUGGCGGCUCCAGGAGGGACGUGGUGAGGCCGUCUACCAGAUUGGGGUAGAGGACAAUGGGCUGCUGGUGGGGCUGGCUGAGGAGGAAAUGCGAGCUUCGCUCAAGACCCUGCACCGGAUGGCAGAGAAGGUUGGGGCAGACAUAACCGUUCUUCGAGAGCGAGAAGUGGAUUAUGAUAGCGACAUGCCCCGGAAGAUCACCGAGGUGCUAGUACGAAAGGUCCCUGACAACCAACAGUUCCUAGACCUCCGUGUGGCCGUCCUGGGGAAUGUGGACUCCGGGAAGUCAACUCUGCUUGGAGUCCUGACCCAGGGAGAGCUGGACAAUGGGCGGGGCCGGGCUCGGCUCAACCUUUUCCGCCACCUGCAUGAGAUUCAGUCUGGCCGAACCUCCAGCAUCAGCUUCGAGAUCCUGGGCUUUAACAGCAAGGGAGAGGUGGUGAAUUACAGCGACUCACGGACAGCAGAAGAGAUCUGUGAGAGCAGCUCCAAGAUGAUCACCUUCAUCGACCUGGCAGGCCACCAUAAGUACCUACACACCACCAUCUUUGGCCUCACAUCAUACUGCCCCGACUGCGCCCUGCUCCUCGUCAGUGCCAACACUGGGAUUGCUGGCACCACAAGGGAACAUCUGGGGCUGGCCCUGGCCCUGAAAGUGCCCUUCUUCAUCGUGGUCAGCAAGAUCGACCUAUGUGCCAAGACCACAGUGGAGAGGACAGUACGCCAGCUGGAGCGGGUCCUCAAGCAGCCUGGCUGCCACAAGGUCCCCAUGCUGGUCACCUCUGAGGAUGAUGCCGUCACUGCUGCCCAGCAGUUUGCUCAGUCACCCAAUGUCACCCCCAUCUUCACAUUGUCCAGUGUGUCUGGAGAGAGUCUGGACCUCCUCAAAGUCUUUCUGAAUAUUCUGCCGCCACUCACCAACAGCAAAGAGCAAGAGGAACUCAUGCAGCAGCUGACAGAGUUCCAGGUGGAUGAAAUCUACACAGUACCAGAGGUGGGGACUGUUGUUGGAGGAACACUUUCCAGUGGGAUUUGCCGUGAGGGGGACCAGCUGGUGGUGGGCCCCACGGAUGAUGGCUGCUUCCUGGAGCUGAGAGUAUGCAGCAUCCAGCGCAACCGCUCUGCCUGUCGUGUGCUGCGAGCUGGUCAGGCUGCUACAUUGGCGCUUGGGGACUUUGACCGUGCACUGCUUCGCAAGGGCAUGGUGAUGGUGAGCCCGGAGAUGAAUCCUACCAUCUGCUCGGUGUUUGAGGCAGAGAUAGUCUUACUCUUCCAUGCCACCACCUUCCGACGAGGAUUCCAGGUGACAGUACACGUGGGCAACGUACGUCAGACGGCAGUGGUGGAAAAGAUCCAUGCCAAGGACAAACUGCGGACAGGCGAGAAGGCAGUGGUACGUUUCCGCUUCCUGAAACACCCAGAGUACCUGAAGGUGGGCGCCAAACUGCUGUUCCGGGAGGGUGUCACCAAGGGCAUCGGCCAUGUCACUGAUGUACAAGCCAUUACAGCAGGAGAAGCCCAGGCCAACAUGGGCUUCUGAACCCUUCAGGCAGGGACAGUUCUAUUGCUGUCCCUACAAUAUAUAAGGUGACUUCUGGCCAUGCUGCCCUGCCAUUGGCGGCUCUGUGUGUUAAUAGGCUAGGGAGAGAGGGGUGCUGUCUGCCACUUGCUCCCUGCCAACUUUCUGGAGAGGUGCCAAAUUUGGUGUGGCCAGGAAAGGGCAGUCCUGAGGGAGAAGACAGGAUUCAGGGCAGUGCUCAGAAGCUGUGUGCUCACCUGGUUGGCUCAUCAAACCUGGCAACCCUGUGGCCUGUCUGCCGGAGCUGACUGGAUCCACUCAUCAAUUCUUCGUCCCCACUACUAAGACUGGGCAUGUUUUGCUGGUGUGGUCUCUGCACUUCAGGAAUUAUCACAACAGGGGGUAGCCCUCAAAAGCACUCCUUUUUCUAUACCUCUUCUCAAGGCCAUGUAAGUUGCCCAUCUCUACCUGGCUGUGGACAAAAGGUUAUCUGCUCUUGGCCAUCUGGUGGUGGUGGCGGCCCAGAGUCUGAAGAAAUGGCACAGGGACAGUGAAUGGUAGUGUUGCCACCCUGUGCUGAGGCCUGAGGCCUCUUCCUCAGCUUUAUCUCCCUUUCCUUCACUCAAGGGCCAUUUCCCCAGUCCCUAUCUCCCCCAUCCCCUCCCGGCUUAUAGGCCCCACAGGUGCUAUUUGUUGUGCUGGCCCAGGCGUGGGGCUACCAAGCAAAGGCUUGGCAUAUACCAAAGGCCAGCUGCAUGCCCAUCAGUCUGGUCUUUUUCCUCUGCGGUCAUGUUGGCUUUCAUGCUGGAUCAAAUCUUUUACUUUCCCAGACUGGUGGCAUCUGAGUUCCCCAUCCUACCACUCUCACCCCACUUUCCUGCCCCACCUAAACCCUCGUUUUAGUAAUUUGUAGUGACUGUUCCCUUCCCUCUGUUGAAGGGAACCAGGAGGAAAGGGAAAGAUGUUGCCAUAUUUCCUACUCUUUAGGCAUGGACUCUCCUUUCCCUUUGUUAGUGUCCUGGGUUCCCAUGGACUCAGGGAUUUGUUGGCUGAGGUUUCUCUGUGCAUAUAUAUAUAUACAUAUGUAUAUAUAUUUAAAUACACAUAUAUAUUGUACAGAAUAAAAAUGUUUUAUUGAA
Messenger RNA from Pan troglodytes (chimpanzee), 3034 nucleotides. It is a transcript of the gene GTPBP2, whose product is annotated as GTP binding protein 2. Gene Ontology annotation, biological process: translational elongation. The coding region runs from base 252 to 1916 and encodes 554 amino acids. The record is from RefSeq and is a predicted model, not a curated record. Gene Ontology annotation, molecular function: GTP binding; translation elongation factor activity; GTPase activity. NCBI's taxonomy places the organism in Eukaryota, Metazoa, Chordata, Mammalia, Primates, Hominidae. The transcript has 13 exons.